Messenger RNA from Penicillium manginii, 936 nucleotides. RefSeq names its product putative thiol methyltransferase. NCBI's taxonomy places the organism in Eukaryota, Fungi, Ascomycota, Eurotiomycetes, Eurotiales, Aspergillaceae. Gene Ontology annotation, molecular function: S-adenosylmethionine-dependent methyltransferase activity. The record is from RefSeq and is a predicted model, not a curated record. The transcript is spliced from 3 exons. The coding region runs from base 1 to 936 and encodes 311 amino acids.
AUGACCGUUCCGACCAAGAUCGAACCCAAGGAUGUCCAGGCCCACCUGUCCCAAUUCAAGGGCGACAGCUAUCGUGAUGGCUGGGCUUCGCUUUGGGACAAGGGUGAAGGUCUGCCUUGGGAUAAGGGCUUCCCCAACCCUGCAUUGGAAGAUGCCCUGAUCCAGCGUCGCGGCACCAUUGGCGGGGCUAUCGGCCAGGACGCGCAGGGUCAGUCGUACCGCCGAAAGGCACUGGUCCCUGGUUGCGGCAGAGGUGUUGAUGUUCUGCUACUGGCUAGCUUUGGCUUCGAUGUCUAUGGUAUUGAGUACAGUGCCACCGCAGUGGAGGCGUGCAAGAAGGAGGAGGCCGAGAAUCACAGCUGGUACCGCGUCCGGGAUCAGAAUGUCGGCCAGGGAAAGGUUACCUUUGUGCAGGGCGACUUUUUCGAUGAUACUUGGCUGCAGACAAUUGGAGUGCCCCUGAAUGGGUUUGAUAUUAUUUAUGACUACACGCUGCCCCGCACCCCACCAGUUGGUUACACGACGGACAACGAGGGGCAGCCGGAGACCGAGACCGAUCCCGGCGGUGUCUCCACAGUGUUCUUCUGUGCUCUCGAGCGAUCUAUGCGACCUAAAUGGGCUCUGCGACACACCCAACUUCUGGCCCCUUCCCCAGCAGGUAACCUGAUCUGCCUGGAGUUCCCCCGCCACAAAGACCCCAAGGCACCUGGGCCCCCUUUCCCAUCAUCGUCAGAGGCAUACAUGGAGCACUUGAGCCACCCUGGCGAGGAUAUCCCCUACAACGACCAGGGUCUCAUCAAGCAGGACCCCUUGCGUGUGCCGAGCGAGGCUGGCCUCGAGAGGGUGGCCUACUGGCAACCUGAGAGAACCCACGAGAUGGGUCAGGAGAACGGGAAGAUCCAGGACAGAGUCUCUAUCUGGCGUCGACGUAACUAG